Molecule: messenger RNA, 2517 nt
Organism: Peniophora sp. CBMAI 1063
Lineage: Eukaryota; Fungi; Basidiomycota; Agaricomycetes; Russulales; Peniophoraceae
Source: the annotation of a GenBank genome assembly
AUGAAUGUUCCCAAGGAUUGGGUGACGAGUCCAUUUCGGUGGCUUUACAGGGUCAUCCUCGCGCUGGACGCCAACUUUCGGCUGUCGAAUAAGCUCACAAAGUCGACAAAGGAGACUGAUCCUAAUCUCACGGAUGGUAGGGCUUAUAUGGCGCCGUGGGACGACUAUGCACUGCAUACCAAAGAUACAGCUAAUGAAGUAGCCCAAAAGUCGACAUGCUCGAAGUUUGCGGCGCUCGAGAUGGCGGACACACGAGGCAGUAAACGGCAACGAUCCACUGGCGUAGCUGGUUGUGUCUGUGCACGCCAUGGGUUCGUACAAACUCUUGGCAUUGCUCCAUUGAUUAAGGGUGAACGGCAAGAGAGUAUGGAUUGGGUGUUCUGCGGCGCUCUGGCCCACAUUCGCGCUCCUGAGGUCACGCUGUCAUACGACGUCGUGUGUCAAUAUUGCGUGAAUCUUGGAGGCCGCCUAGCGCGGAUCCGUCCCACGAGCGUCAUAUGGGCUGGUGCGCAGAGCUUCGCAAAGCUCUCCACGGUUGGACACAUUUCCUAUGUGGUUCCCAAGUUCCAUCUCUACGCACACAAGUUCUGGUGCCAGAUCCGAUAUGCGUUUGGUCUCCUGUUCGGUACUGCAAUUACCGACGGCGAGGAAAUUGAACGUCUGUGGUCAGGCAUUAAAGCAGCUGCGCCUAGUCUGCGGGAGAUGGGACCCGGUGCAAACAAUGAUACGAUGGACGACAUAUUUGGCGCUUGGAAUUGGAUGAAGACUUGUACCAUUGGCUUAUAUCUGCGCGGCAAGAUGGAUCGUGCUCUGGACGAAGGUACCGAGCAAACCGUAAUCCACACGGGGUUCGACGAGGCAAUGCGAGCGGAUCAUCCGGAAGAAGUUACUCGGACACAGGCGCGCAUCGCGACGUGGGGCGCAUCGGUGAAGACGGAGAUGUCUGAUGAAGAUUGCCCAUAUUACACUCCAGGGCGCGAGUUAUCAGUACCGGAGAUCAUGUCUCAAACAGAUGGCGGUCCGGCUGUCGUCGUCGAUAUGACGGUGCAUGUUGAGUCGCCGGACGAUGUCGCACUAGCCCAGUGCCUUGAGCGGGGCAUGAAGAUCGAGGACGAAAGGCAACGUGUAACUCAGAAGAUUGACGUCGAAACUGAGCUGGGUAAACCCCAGACCAAGGUACUGGACGCGUUAGUGAACUCCAUCCUGAUCUUCCGCGCCGAACAGGAGUUCAUUAUGCCGACAACCUAUGCCGCUCUUACCGCGGAGGAAUGCGACCCUAGCCGCAAGACGGCGAUGACGGUCCAACUUGGCAUGCCUUCCGCACCCCCGGAUGGUGAUACAACGGUCGUUUCCGAGGAUGCAAAGACGAUGGAGGCAAAGCUACGAUGGGAGGCGAUGAAGAAUGAGCUCAACAAUCUCAUGCAUCACUUGCGCCUGAAAGGUUGUCUUUACAGACACAGGAAAAACAACUCCUCCGGGCAACAAGCGGCCACACGUUCCUUGACCACCCAGGUCGCGGUGCACGCCAACAUCGAGAAGGCUGCGAGUGCGUAUAGACGUCAUCGUGAAGCUUAUCUCGCACUAGAAGGCGGAGGAUCCUGGGAAACAACUAUGCGCAAGCUGGCCGAUUCUGAUUGUCGACCUCUGAGCGACAAACUUGUCGAGCAGAUGGAAAAGGCGUCAGAGAAGAACAUAAAGACAUUUCUUGAGAAGAGGCGUAAAGCGGGUCUGUCCGGCAAGACUGAUCACAAGGUGCCCUGGAUCUGGUAUAAUACGACUAUCAAGUCUGGUUCUGAGUUCGUCGACGGUUCGUACUGUCGUUGGAGCGCAGUCGGUCAUUUGACUUAUCUCUCCCCAGAGUUGAUGACGGAAUGGGCGAAGUCACUCGCGCGGGCACAACACUGGUUGCAGGAAGUACGCCUAGUUGACGCCGAGAUGCAGCGCGUUAUCGACUUUAAUGAGUCCAUGGCCUCGAUAUGGGAUGUCCGCCGUGAUUGUGAGGUGACCAUCGAUGUGGGAGAGGAGCAGAGCUGGGCCAGUGACGCUGGGUGGGUAGACGGCAAGAGGGCAUAUGCAUUAAAACAGGCACAUAUCCGUAGAUCCCAGGCGGAAAAUUGGCGCAAGGAGUUCGCAACUCUGAGGGCGGAAGCGAGGAGAUUUCUACUCGUGCACACCGAGGAGGGCAUUGCGCUCGAUCCAUCGACACUGCUAUCAGCCGAGGAAGUGGAGGAUAUGGAACGUCGCGCGAAGAUCAGGCACGAGCGGCGGACGAAGACGAGGCGCGAGAAGGAUGGUCAGGCCGCGCCGGAUCUGGACUACGAUUCUGACGAAGAACUCCCCCCAUACGAGCCCUUCGAGGAGGAUUCGGACGCGGGUGAAGAUCACUCUUCGACUGGAGGGUUAAAACGGCCCGCCGCCUCAGGGAAAGGGGCCGCGGUGCGUAAACCGACGAAAACCAAAAAGUCGGGGGGUCGCGGCGGUAAAGGUGCACGGAAGACGAGGCGAGGCGCACCUUAG